Messenger RNA from Etheostoma spectabile (orangethroat darter), 4301 nucleotides. It is a transcript of the gene efs, whose product is annotated as embryonal Fyn-associated substrate. Gene Ontology annotation, cellular component: cytoplasm; plasma membrane. Gene Ontology annotation, molecular function: protein binding. The transcript has 8 exons. NCBI's taxonomy places the organism in Eukaryota, Metazoa, Chordata, Actinopteri, Perciformes, Percidae. The record is from RefSeq and is a predicted model, not a curated record. The coding region runs from base 467 to 3382 and encodes 971 amino acids. Gene Ontology annotation, biological process: cell surface receptor protein tyrosine kinase signaling pathway; cell migration.
CGCAAAACAAGCCAAUCACACAGGCGGUGUGUUCAGGGCUGCGGUUACCUACGCGACUUCACAGAUGUUGGAUUGGUCUAAAGCCCACAGCUGAAGCUCAAGCAUGCUAUUUAGAUCUGUGGACUGCUCUGAGGAGGCGGAGAUCUUUUUGUUGUCAUAGCCGAAGAUUGAACGCCGAUGGGUCUCAGAUUUUCACGCCUGAAAAGAAGUGAUUUUACGUACCAUCGAAUGUGACGCCGAUGCUAGCUAAGUUUAAAGGUGAUAAGAAAAAACCAACAGACCUUAUGAAGGCGGAGACGACGAGGCGCCCAGGUUUUGAGAUGUGUCCUGCCCAGACUCAGCUAAGCUUCUGUACCGAGUCUCUCUGGCGACCAACACAUGCAUGAGAACACCGCUGAUCUAGAUGGAUUACCCCGACUGACCUACUGGAGUUAUUCUCUGAGACAUAACUGUUAACUUAGCAACAAUGUCUGUCUCCACUGUAUUGGCAAAGGCACUGUUCGACAACACGGCAGAGAGCCCGGAGGAGCUGGCUUUCCGGAAGGGUGACAUACUGAUGGUUCUUGAACAGGAACAGGGUGGCGGGCCAGGCUGGUGGCUCUGCUCCCUGCAUGGCAGACAGGGCAUUGUUCCUGCCAACCGCCUUCGACUCCUUCAGACUGCCCCACCCCCAGGCUCAGACCCCCGUCGUGGUCCCGUUGAGGACUCUGUCUACCUGUCGCCUGUUCCCCCACUGGCCCGGACUGCUGUCGGCAAUAGCGCAGAAGACAUAGAUGGAGUGUAUCGCUCCCCGCCAGGCGUGGGUGAGGGACGAGGAGCUGCCUCAAGGCCCGGGGAGCUCCGCAGAGUCGAGUGUGGGCGCCCACGCUCACACUCCAGCUCUGGCACUCGGCCUAGACCUGACUGGGAUUUAGGGGUGGCAGGGCGUCCACGCUCACCCUCUCUGAGAGGACGAAGCACAGAAAUGACAGGAACACUUUAUCAGACUCCAGUAAGUCCCAUGCCGUUAGCAGCUCAGCAUACCAGACAGCCAGGGGCUCUCAUGGCUUCAGAGUCAGUGUACCUCGCCCCCACCGGAGUUCCAAGGGCGGCUGAUGAACCAGAGGACACUACAUAUCUAGUCCCUAGAGAAACACUAACAGGACACUCUGAAGACUGUUACUUGGUGCCAAAAGGUACACCACUUGCAGGUGACGGUGUUUACCAAUCCCCAACAGGAGGAGUUGCGGUCACUGCUGUCUGCUCUGAUGGCCCUAGUGGAACACUCUGUACCCCACCGUCGAAAGUUAGCCAGGACACACCUGGAAUGUACCAAACACCUACCCCUGUGGGAGCAAGCCUUCACAGGACUUCAGCCACAGCUUUGGCCCACCAGCACCCAUCUCAGUUAUCACCAGUCCAAGCAUCUCCCAGACCUCUGCUCAAGGGAGUUUCACCCAAACCGGCUGUUGCCAAGGGCAAAACGGGCCUGGCCUGUCACCGUGGGUCUCCUUUGCUGAUCCGAGCAGGGCAGGGCAGGGUUCCUGGAUCACCAAAUUUUACCCGCAAACCUCGUCCACCAGCACCUCCAGUGAGGGGAGUCACCAGGAAAGAUGCCACACCAUCAUCAGCUGAUUCUAACAGUGUCCCCAAACCCAAUGCUCAGGUCACUUCUGCAAGCCUGCAGCAAGAAGAGGACAAACAGAGGGGACUUCCUCCGAGUAAAGAGGAAAGGAUAAAUAAUGGCCUGGAGAAAAGUAAUAACAUGCUGAACAAAAAAGUAGAAAUUCAGGAUUACUCAGAUGCCGUGGAUGACCAGGUGUAUGAUACCCCUCCCAGAGGCAGGUGGCAAUGUCCGGUCCCAUCUUCCCUUGGUGAUGAUGAUGAUACUGAUGAUGGCAUCUAUGACACCCCUCGCAGUGUCCCACCACAAGCUGAUUCAGAGACAGAGGUCUAUGAUGUCCCCACCAUCACUCUGAAUUUGUCCACAUCAGAUGUCCAGCCUGACGAAGUUGAUGACGAUGUAUACAGUGUUCCUACACUUCCAGGUUUACCUCUGGGCCCGGGGGAGUCCACCAACAGCCUCUCUGGUGAUGAUGUUGGACAGGUCUAUCGUGUCCCUGGACCUGAGAAACGAGUCGGCAGUGGAGGUCAUAACCGAGACUCUUCUGAGCAUGACUGUGGCAUCUAUGACAUGCCUGCAUUGACUGCGGAAAUCCUCCCUCACUCUUUGUCAUCCUCCUCCACCUCUACUCGCCGUCUCUCUGUUUCUAGUAAUGGUUCAGGUGACGUGCAGUGGAGAGUCACACUUUCCAGCCUUGUCCACUCGGUGCUUAACACAGCCUCCAGCUCGGCCUCCACUCUCUCGUCACGGGACCUGGCCACCUCGUUGGCUGAAAUCCUGUCGACCUGGAAAGCCAGUCAUUCAGAUGAUCCUCCACCGCCUCUUCAGCAGGCAUGGGCUCGUCUAUCUGACCUCCUUCCGGCGUUAUCCGCUAUUGGCAACGCUCCUCCAUCAGAAGGGCUGUUGACGCUAGUUCAGCGCUCCCUAGAGGAAAGUGCCCUCCUCUUGCAGGCUCAGGGCCGACCACGUUUGCCUUCCCAAGAUUCCCUGUCCCGCAGGCCAUUGCCUGCGCUCCCAGUGCCUGAUGGGAAGUCCUCAGGAGGUGGGAUGGGCUCACGUAAAGGUAGCUGGAUCCAAGAGCGGCCCCUGCCACCAACCCCUCAGCCUGCCUUCCCCUUGCCUCCCACUCUGUCGACUGUGACACUUACAGUGGGCCCCAUUGAUGGAGAAGAUGACCCCAGCAAUGAGUAUGCUGGGAUCGGCUUGACUCCCAUACCUGCCCCUGUACCUUCUGGAGACAGUGUUGGAUACGUCAAGCUGCAGGGUAAACCUGAGCCACUUCCUGAUGUCCUGGGUGAGAACGGGCACAUACAAACUAUCACUGCAGAAACAACGUUGACCCCAUCCCCUCCACUUCCUGUGUCUCUCUCCCUGGAGGACUCGGAGCUGCUGUCCUUUUACUCGUCUCAAAGCCUCGCUCACCUCUCCUGCCUGGCAGACGCCAUCGAUGUGCUCUUCAGCAGCGUGCAGGGAAACCAACCUCCCCGCAUCUUCGUCGCUAGAGGAAAGAGUCUCAUUGUGACGGCCCACAAACUGGUGUUUAUUGGGGACACACUCUCCCGCCUUCUUACCUCGGCCGACCUCCGGGGCAAGAUCACAACCUCAGGGGGACGACUCUGUCAGGCCUUGAAGUCAGUUGUUGUGGCAACAAAGGGCGCUGCACAAAACUACCCUUCAGUAUCUGCUACCCAGGAGAUGGUGGACCGUGUCGCUGAGCUCUCCCAGCAAGCAGCUGGCUUCUCCACUCUGCUCCAGCGCCUGGCAGAAAUAUCUUCAUGAUAUUUCAUAUCGCUUGCGUAAAAAACUAUGUUUACACUACACAUUUUCUCUCUUUGAAAUGCCUUAUUUGUUGUUGUUGUUGUUGUUACUCCUUCAUUACCUUUUGUUUGAAUGGGAUUGAAGCGAGCGAAGUUGAAUCCUGGAACACACGUUUAGCCUCGCUGCAGCUGCUACAAAGCUGAGUUUUGACGGUUGGUUCUGUCCUCCGUGCGUGUGUGUGUGUGUUGGUGUGGCUUUGUUUAUAAACUGACCUUCCUAGCUUUGAUGCCACGGCUUUUUGAGUGUUAACUUAUUGAAUAUUUUAAGCUCCUCCAUGACUUUUAGUGUCCAUGCGGACUGUUUGUCUUGGAAGCUUUGCUUUAGUAUGUUUGCCAUAUUUUCUUUCACUCAAUGAUAGCAGUUUUCCUUCCUUCCUCUAUUUAUUUAGCCAUCCCCCCAUUCCAAAAAUAGCCCUGAAGGAGGCCUCACAUCCUGGUUCUGACCUACUUUUUACUUUUAACUUGAAGGGCCUUUUGUUCAUUCUGAAGCUUUUGAAGCACAUAUUAAGUGUUUUGGGCAAACUUCCUAAACCCUAUUCCAUGUGCAAGUGUGUGUUGUGUUUAUGUAGUACCCAUUUCUAUUAGAGGGCAUAGACUAACUGUAGUACAGCUUGUAAUCCACUCAAUGAGGAUAACAAGAAACAUCUCUGUCUACGUUCAUGCAGUUGUACACACCUCUUGAAGAAAAUUAAGAAUCCUGUCUGAAAGAGAGAGAUCAUAUUUGAGUGAGUAAUAUAAGUUGGGUGAGAAAUUGCUUAAUACUGUUCUUUCACACAGUCAUGUGAUAGCCUGGAAAUGGAUAAGGAACCUGUUGACCAAGCUCACCUGUCUUGACACGUCUUGUUAUGAUCUGCAUGCUUACCUUUUUCUUUUCUUUUUUU